This is a messenger RNA of Lottia gigantea (owl limpet), 363 nucleotides long. RefSeq lists its product as hypothetical. Gene Ontology annotation, biological process: multicellular organism development. The transcript has a single exon. The coding region runs from base 1 to 363 and encodes 120 amino acids. Gene Ontology annotation, molecular function: hormone activity. Gene Ontology annotation, cellular component: extracellular region. The record is from RefSeq and is a predicted model, not a curated record. Lineage: Eukaryota; Metazoa; Mollusca; Gastropoda; Lottiidae.
AUGACAGAUCUAGAAGAUGACGCAGCGAGAUCCGUGGCAUCUACAAGUGCUUUUACUGUCGAAGAACAUGAAACUGAAAGUCGGGCCCGUAGAAGCAGGAAGUCUAGCAAUGAAUAUCUAGAGAUGCGUGACUCUGAAAUUUUGGAAAUCGAGAAAGAGCGUCUAGAAGUAGAAAAGAAACGACUAUCUAUAGAAUCAAAACGUCUUGAAAUAGAACAGAGAAGACUCCAAAUUGAAGAAAAGCGGUUGCAGUUAGAAAUGAUGCAGAAAGCCUCUUACAAAUACCAAUGUGCGGACCAAAAUAGUUACGAUUUUGAAUCUAACGAACCCAUAUACACAACUCUCAAAGAUUUUCUAGUGUGA